This is a messenger RNA of Chrysochloris asiatica (Cape golden mole), 711 nucleotides long. RefSeq names its product glutaredoxin, cysteine rich 1 (gene GRXCR1). The record is from RefSeq and is a predicted model, not a curated record. The annotation marks the transcript as partial. The transcript is spliced from 3 exons. NCBI's taxonomy places the organism in Eukaryota, Metazoa, Chordata, Mammalia, Afrosoricida, Chrysochloridae. Gene Ontology annotation, cellular component: kinocilium; stereocilium. Gene Ontology annotation, biological process: sensory perception of sound; inner ear receptor cell stereocilium organization.
AUGAGGGUAGGUGUGAUCAUGUUAAAAAGGGAGAUGAAGCCGGAAAAUGACAGGCCACGCAGAGUCCGAUUUCGGAUUGCAUCGUCUCACAGCGGGCGAGUUCUGAAGGAGGUGUAUGAUGAUGGGCAGCCUUCAGGCUCUCUUGACUCAGAGUGUGCCAGUAUCUGUGGGAUAGAUGGACUAAGUGAGUCUGAUGGGCAGCAGAAUGGCCACAUAGGAUCAGAAAGUGACGAGCAUGAGAAUGACCAGGAUAACUUGCUGGUGCUAGCAAGGGCUGCCAGUGAGAAGAGCUUUGGCACAAGAAGAGUCAACAUUUUAAGCAAAAAUGGCACAGUAAGAGGUGUCAAAUACAAAGUGAGUGCUGGUCAAGCUCUUUUUAACAAUUUGCCCAACGUAUUGCAGCAACCUUCCACUGAGCUGGAAUUUGACCGCGUAGUGAUCUAUACCACGUGCCUUCGUGUUGUGCGGACAACGUUUGAAAGAUGUGAACUGGUUAGAAAGAUUUUCCAAAACCAUCGAGUAAAAUUUGAAGAGAAGAACAUAGCUCUGAAUGGUGACUAUGGAAAAGAGUUAGAUGAACGAUGCCGACGUGUUUCUGAAACACCAUCCCUCCCUGUUGUGUUCAUCGAUGGCCAUUAUCUUGGGGGCGCCGAGAAAAUUUUGUCAAUGAAUGAAUCAGGAGAACUGCGAGACCUCUUAACCAAAAUUGAG